AUGGAGGCUGUUGUGACCUAUGGUCCUAGCAUGCUUCCUACAAUCGAUUUGACAACAAGUGUGUUCAUAAUGGAAAAAAUCUCAACCCGAUAUGGUAAAGUUGAUCGUGGAGAUAUUGUAAUCUUGCGCCAUCCUCAGCAUCCUACACGUAAAAUCACCAAACGUGUGAUUGGAUUGGAGGGUGAUAGGAUUACAUACAGUUCCAAUCCUAAGAGCAAUAGAUUGGAGGAUGAUAGUUUAAAAUACAUUUCCCAUCCUGAGAACAAUGAUAAGCUUGAGACGAUUGUGGUUCCAAAGGGUGGCGUUUGGGUAGAGGGAGAUAACAAAUAUAACAGCCAGGAUUCAAGAAAAUUUGGUUCUGUUCCUUAUGACCUUAUUCAGGGCAGGAUAUUCUGGCGGAUAACACCAUUUAAAUAUUUUGGACCGUUCUGGCAUAAAUGA
Sphenostylis stenocarpa is the source of this 441-nucleotide messenger RNA. Lineage: Eukaryota; Viridiplantae; Streptophyta; Magnoliopsida; Fabales; Fabaceae. The record is from the annotation of a GenBank genome assembly.